Messenger RNA from Puccinia graminis f. sp. tritici CRL 75-36-700-3, 534 nucleotides. RefSeq lists its product as uncharacterized. The record is from RefSeq and is a predicted model, not a curated record. The transcript has 4 exons. NCBI's taxonomy places the organism in Eukaryota, Fungi, Basidiomycota, Pucciniomycetes, Pucciniales, Pucciniaceae. Bases 1 to 534 code for a protein of 177 amino acids.
AUGGCACAAGACAUGCCGAAAUCUCCUUCGACUUAUCGUGAUGCAAUGGGAGAACUUUUGAAGUACCAACGGAGCAAUCUAUGUUUACUUCUUUUGACCAACAUCCUCGAGACAAAGAGGAUAACUAUCAACGGUCCUGUGCCAAAUCAAAAGGCGAUGUUAACUUCUAUUUAUGUAGAUCUUCCACCAAAGGGAAACAAGAUGACUAAAAGCGAGAUUGAUCAUCAAGUAAUGAACAACUACGCAAUGCGAUACCGCAUGUGCUAUGCACGACUAGUUAUGGUUUAUUUCUAUGUACAUAAAUCGAAGAAAGAUUCUCAAUGGACGGACAUCGACAAGCGAUUGGCUAUCCUAAGAGGUUCAUCAUGCGAGUUCCAACAACACCAUUCAACACUUGUCCUGAACCGAGACUUCCAGCUUUUCUCGCACAAGAGGGACUAUAAGACCAUGAACCGAGAAGACUUCUCUGUUCCUACCCUCGAAGAGGUUCAAGAUUCCGUCAACAGUGGAAUCGUCCCCGCUCUUCUCAAAUAG